GUGCUGAAGUUAUCCAUGUCGGGAGAGCGCACCGCGAGUCCAACCUCUCCACGCUCGGGAGCGCAAAGGAAAAUGUUGCACUAAUCUAUUCUUGAGGCUCCACAGACGUCUUUAGUAGGUUAUCGACAAGAUCUCAUUCACUGUCAUCCUCUUUUAUCCACAGAAAGCAUCGCCAAGCGCCGAUGCAUCGAUGAUUUUCCCCGGGAAACUAACAAACGUCCUCCUGCUGGUGCUCCUGGCAGCGCAAGGCUGUUUUUCAUCUAAGGCAGAGGACAGAUUAUUUCGGAGGUUGUUCCGCAGGUACAACCAGUUCAUCCGACCAGUGGAGAAUGUAUCUGAUCCGGUCACAGUGGAGUUCGAGGUGUCCAUAUCUCAACUAGUCAAAGUGGAUGAGGUGAAUCAAAUUAUGGAAACCAAUCUGUGGCUCAGACAUGUCUGGAAUGACUACAAACUGAGAUGGAUCCCUGUUGAGUACGACGGCAUUGAGUUCAUACGAGUUCCAUCCAAUAAGAUUUGGAGGCCAGACAUUGUUUUGUACAACAAUGCUGUAGGUGAUUUCUUAGUGGAAGACAAGACCAAGGCUCUGCUGAAGUUUGAUGGCACCAUCACCUGGGUUCCUCCAGCUAUUUUCAAAUCCUCCUGCCCGAUGGACAUCACCUACUUCCCCUUUGACUACCAGAACUGCUCCAUGAAAUUUGGCUCCUGGACCUACGACAAGGCCAAGAUCGACCUGGUGCUCAUUGGCUCAAAGGUGAACCUUAAAGACUUCUGGGAAAGUGGAGAGUGGGAGAUCAUUGAUGCACCAGGUUACAAGCAUGACAUCAAGUACAACUGCUGUGAGGAGAUCUACCCGGACAUCACCUACUCCUUCUACAUCCGCCGGCUGCCACUCUUCUACACCAUCAACCUCAUCAUCCCCUGCCUCCUCAUCUCCUUCCUCACAGUGCUGGUCUUCUACCUCCCGUCUGACUGUGGGGAGAAGGUCACCCUGUGUAUCUCUGUGCUCCUCUCCCUCACUGUGUUCCUGCUGGUCAUCACCGAGACCAUCCCUUCAACGUCACUCGUCAUCCCUCUGAUCGGCGAGUACCUCCUCUUCACCAUGAUUUUUGUCACGCUCAGUAUUGUCAUCACUGUCUUUGUGCUGAAUGUCCACUACCGCACCCCCAUGACUCACACAAUGCCAGAGUGGGUGAGGGCGGUGUUCCUUGGGGUGCUGCCCAGAGUGAUGCUGAUGAGGCGGCCUAUAUACCAAGGCUGCUCCUCUUCUGCCAGUAUCACAGGAGGCACGGGAGGAGCAGGAGGGGGAAGCAGCGGAGGGAACAAGAAGAGAAAGAACAGCCUGGGAGGAGGAAGUGGCACGGGAAGCGUAAGCGUUGGAGGUAUCACUGGGGGUGUAGCGUGUCCACCGCUGGAUGGUGGUGCAGGUGGAGGAGGGGCCUCCUCAGCUGGCGGCUCCAUGAACUGUGUGGAGUAUGGUGAAAUGAACCGUGACAUGAACCGAGAUAUGAACAGAAGGUGCCCCUACAGAGGCAAGGAGGUACCGACUCCUGUCCCUCCCCCAAUGGUGCCCCCUCCUCCUCAGGCACACCAGACCCAGGGGCCCCAGGAGUCGGAGCUGCCCAAAGUACCGAGGCCAUUGAGUGCCCCAUCGCCGGUGAAUGCUGUGGUUGCCUUCUCCGUGGUGUCACCAGAGAUCAAGCAGGCCAUCGAGAGUGUGAAGUACAUUGCCGAAAACAUGAGGACUCGCAACAAAGCCAAAGAGGUGGAAGAUGACUGGAAGUACGUCGCCAUGGUCAUAGAUAGGAUCUUCCUUUGGGUUUUUGUGACAGUCUGUGUGCUGGGAACUCUGGGACUCUUCCUUCAGCCACUCAUCAGCUUCUUAAAAUGAGACACUUUGGUCUUUGUCUUCUUUCUCUUUCUCUUUUUGUCUAUCUCAUCCUGUCUCUGUAACCCACUUGAAUUACUGUGGGAAUUAUCCUUCCUGCAGCUCUCUCACAUCAAACACUGGACUCUCUUUAUUUCUCCUUUUCUAUCUUUUUUGUCCCUCGUCUUUCACUAUCUUGUUCUUCUGCGGGACUCUUAUCGUCAGCCAUCACUUCUUAGCCCUCAGCUGUCUGUUUCCUCACAUGACCUACCCAGAUUACCCCAAUUAUCCUUUGCCUUACCCCAUCAAUGCACAUGCAAGGCUGUUAUCCAAUUUCCUCCUCUACGUCACUAUUUUUUCAGACAUCUCAUCAGACAUCACCUUUCCUUUCUUUGUUUUUCUCCUCUCCUGUGCCAUGCUAUGACCUCCCACUGCCUAUAGCUUAUAGCUUAUUUCUCUCCAUCACUCUUAUCUUCAUCUCACCCACUGUGUCCAUUCUACUCACUCUAUGUGCUUUACUGAAAAUGUCAACUAAGUCGUUGUUAUUGUACAGUCUGUACAUUUUUUUUAUUGUAAUUACUAUAGAAGGCCCUCUCAGAAUGAAAAAACAACAAGAAAGAAAAAUCUGAAUAUAGACAUUGAGAGUUUUACAGUAGCACUUUGUCAUUGUAAGUCAGUGCAAUAAAGACAAUACGCUUUGGAGAAAUGUGGUACAGUACUUUUUUUUUUCAAUACCUGCAAUCACCUUUCUUGUGUCUUUGUACAAAUCUCUGUAAAAUACAAGUGAGUAAUGCAUGGCCUCUGAGAAGGACACUGGCUAUUUCUGUACACACAUGAUACUAUGUUUUCCACAUGUGGUCACAAUAAGUAUAAGUAUGCAUCGCGCAUGAAUUCACAACAGUGCAAAUGUACAAGGUAUAGAGACUCUUUGUAUUGCACAAUGUAGAUUAAAUCUGUAAAAAGACUU
Molecule: messenger RNA, 2831 nt
Organism: Thunnus maccoyii (southern bluefin tuna)
Lineage: Eukaryota; Metazoa; Chordata; Actinopteri; Scombriformes; Scombridae
Product: neuronal acetylcholine receptor subunit alpha-3-like
Exons: 7
Coding region: 191-1888 (565 amino acids)
Biological process (GO): monoatomic ion transmembrane transport; chemical synaptic transmission; signal transduction
Cellular component (GO): postsynaptic membrane; synapse; neuron projection
Molecular function (GO): acetylcholine-gated monoatomic cation-selective channel activity; transmembrane signaling receptor activity
Source: RefSeq, a predicted model, not a curated record